AUGGUUCUAGUUGUUCUUGACCUUCAAUCCAACUUGCUCCAAGGCCCACUUGUGAUGCUAGAUGCACCUAAUAUGCACACCUUAUUAGUUUCCAACAAUAUGUUGAUGGGAGAGAUCCCUCAUUUCAACUUGAGCUUUAUUCAAUAUCUUGAUCUGUUUUACAAUGGCUUGAGUGGAACAAUUCCACAAUCAUUAGCUAAUAACUUCAUUCAAUACCUUAACCUUAAUGGUAAUAAGUUGGAAGGGUCAUUACCACGUACUUUGGUUAAUUGUAGUAACUUGGAAGUUCUAAAUGUUGGAAACGACAUGAUCAAUGAUACUUUCCCUUAUUGGUUAGCAAACCUUCCAGAAUUGCAAGUUCUGAUAUUGAGAUCUAAUAGAUUCCAUGGUUUCAUUGGCGAACCCAAGACAAGAUUAGCAUUUCCUAAGUUGCGAAUACUUGACCUCUCUCACAAUCAAUUCAUAGGUAUUUUGCCAACAAGAUAUUUUGAGAAAUUUAAUAUGAUGUGUGGUAAGAAGCAUGAAGGUGAAUUGGAAUAUAUGAGAGAAGAGCUAGAUACAUUUAAUGCACUCAUUUGGAAUAUCCCGAUUUAUGCUCAAGACUAUUCCGUUAGUUUGAUGGUAAAAGGCGUUGAUAGAAAAAUAGACAAGAUUCUAACCAUUUUCGUAAUGAUGGAUUUGUCAAGUAAUCAAUUUCAAGGGCAAAUACCAACAGUCAUUGGAAAGCUUAAUUUCCUCCAAAUCCUCAACCUUUCUCAUAAUAACCUUAUAGGUCAUAUUCCACCAUUAUUGGAAAAUUUGACAAGUCUUGAAUCAUUAGACCUUUCCUUCAACAAGCUUGUUGGAGAGAAUCCUAGUCAGUUGGCAAGUCUGACAUUUCUUUCUGUGUUGAACCUUUCAUACAACCGACUUAUAGGCCCUAUACCUCAAGGAAAUCAAUUGAAUACAUUUCAAAAUGAUUCCUAUAUUGAAAACUUUGGGUUGUGUGGACUUCCGUUGUUAAAGAAAUGUGUUGAUGAUGAGCCACCAUCACCAAUACCGUCCAUCUACCAUGAAGGAGACGAUGAUUCGAGCUGGUUUGAUUGGAAAAUCGUUUUGAUGGGUUACGGAUCUGGACUAGUGAUAGGCUUGUCUAUGGGCCUUUAUGGUUUGUAUUAA
Messenger RNA from Pistacia vera, 1158 nucleotides. Its product is annotated as receptor-like protein 54. The transcript has a single exon. Gene Ontology annotation, molecular function: protein binding. Lineage: Eukaryota; Viridiplantae; Streptophyta; Magnoliopsida; Sapindales; Anacardiaceae. The record is from RefSeq and is a predicted model, not a curated record. Bases 1 to 1158 code for a protein of 385 amino acids.